Priapulus caudatus is the source of this 990-nucleotide messenger RNA. RefSeq lists its product as uncharacterized. The record is from RefSeq and is a predicted model, not a curated record. NCBI's taxonomy places the organism in Eukaryota, Metazoa, Priapulida, Priapulimorpha, Priapulimorphida, Priapulidae. Bases 1 to 990 code for a protein of 329 amino acids. Gene Ontology annotation, cellular component: motile cilium; CatSper complex; sperm principal piece. The transcript is spliced from 8 exons.
AUGAAAUUUUCAAGGGCACUCCUGGCAACUGGAACCAUUCCUAAAGUCACUGUUCAGUACCAUGUUCAUACAGCAGAUGGCAGCUCUGAUGGUGCACAUGAAGACACUUAUAUAGCUGUGGCCAUUGAUGAAGAAUUGGGAAACUGCGAAUAUUCACUGUGUAAACCUUCCUGGCUCGUACCUUGGGGCCGAGCCGAUGGGUCACAAGUCAUGCAAAUACAGAUUUCAACAGAGGGACUUGGCAUGCUAUGGCAAAUUAAAAGCAAGACCCUGCAGGUUGGAAAUCAUGACACAAAGACAGAGCUAACUGCCCUUGCUUCCUUUGAGGUCGGACUGCUGGGGAAUCUUUCCAAUGUGGCAGCAGAGCUUGAUAGUGGUUGGAUGCAUGAGACACAGAAUAUGCAAGGCCAAUCACUUGUCCUGCUAACAAUUUUAGAUGGCGUUGCAAUGGCGUCUGUCUGUGAUGACACAAUGGGAAUUCCAGCAUCUCGAGUGACAGGUGCUGCAUCUUUAUACAACAAGCUUAUCCUCAAAACGAAUGCUGGUCUAUUUGAGCUGAAGGCAGAUUUCCAAAGGGAUGGCUCAAAGUUCAUCACGCAAUUCCCCGCUGCAAAUAUCUUGUCUAAAUGCAUUGCUGAGCUGGUCAUCUCGCCACAAUCUCUCAGCGUCGACAAAAUCGUCCUGGCAAUUGGGGCACCACCUCAUAGUGGGGAGGUAUACUUUGUAAAGGCAAACAAUGCAACAGGUCAACAUUAUGACUUUCAACCACUGGAAGAUAGUCGCGCAAGAAAAGUAUGUGAUGCUGUCAGCGGCAUGUAUGACACAUGCAGUGUCGUGUCUGGCAGCGUUAGUGCAGUGAAACCAUCAGCCAUCGUCCUGCUGGUCAAAGUCAAUGACACAUACAAGACUGUGGAGUUCUUUACCCUGAUGGAGGCAAGACUAUUUCAAUGCUGGAUGGUUACCAUGGAAAUUCCAACAUUGUCAUUCUGA